Molecule: messenger RNA, 1694 nt
Organism: Thermothielavioides terrestris NRRL 8126
Lineage: Eukaryota; Fungi; Ascomycota; Sordariomycetes; Sordariales; Chaetomiaceae
Product: TAF6-like protein
Exons: 2
Coding region: 283-1689 (468 amino acids)
Biological process (GO): RNA polymerase II preinitiation complex assembly; transcription initiation at RNA polymerase II promoter
Cellular component (GO): transcription factor TFIID complex; SLIK (SAGA-like) complex; SAGA complex
Molecular function (GO): RNA polymerase II general transcription initiation factor activity; protein heterodimerization activity; transcription coactivator activity
Source: RefSeq, a predicted model, not a curated record
CUGUGCUUCAAGUUGUGCAUGCUUGAGCAUUGUUGUGCGAGCUAACAAGCAGCCCCACCUCCGGCACUUAGCUAGCGCAUUUCUGGCCCGGGCACGACAGCCCCACCAGAUUCCCAACUGCAAGACGAGCACCUUGCAGCAACCGACCAGACGAACCGACCAGACGCGCGACCUCUAACCUCGACCCUGACCUCGACCUCAUCUCGACGGCCAAUCACCAACCAGGGCAACCCGCGCCCACGCCCCCAGCACGCAUCAGCCUCGCGCCGCGUCGAGUUUGGGAUGGCAGGCAACGAGGGGCCAAAGCUGCUCUGGAAUCCGGACAACGUCCGAGAUGUCGCCGACUCGCAAGGCAUAACGCUUUCGGAGGAGCCGCUGCGAGUGCUCGCCCAGGAUGUCGAGUACCGCAUUGGCCAACUCAUCGUCGAGGCCCUGCGCUUCAUGCGCGCCGCCAACCGCACCACCCUAACCGUCCAGGACGUCUCGCUGGCGCUCAGGGUGCUCAAGGUCGAGCCCCUGUACGGGUACGAGUCGACCCGGCCGUUGCGGUACGGCGAGGCCAGCCUCGGCCCCGGCCAGCCGCUCUUCUACAUCGACGACGAGGAGAUCGACUUCGAAAAGGUCAUCAACGCGCCGCUACCCAAAGUACCGCGCGACAUGAGCUUCACAGCGCAUUGGCUUGCCGUCGAGGGCGUCCAGCCCUCCAUUCCGCAAAACCCCACGACCGCCGAGACCUCAUCAAAAGACCUCUUGCCGAAGGGCCCCGGCGCGAAUCCCGCCCUCGCAGCGCUCGCAGGCAACGACAACGUCUCGUUCCGGCCGUCGGUCAAACACGUGAUCAGCAAAGAAUUGAUUCUCUACUUCGAUAAGAUCCAAGCCGCAAUACUCGACGACGACCCGGAUGAAGAGAAAACAAGGCUCCGCGAGGCCGCGUUGGAGUCGGUCCGGUCCGACCCAGGGCUGCACCAGCUGCUCCCCUACUUCGUCAACUUCAUCACGAAUCAAGUCACCCACCACCUGGACGACCUGUUCGUGCUCCGGCAGAUGAUGGAGCUCGCCGAAGCCGUGAUCCAGAACCCGAGCCUCUUCCUCGACCCGUACGCGAGCGCCCUCUCCGCGCCGGUGCUGACCUGCCUCAUGGCGCGCAAGCUCGGCGGGGCCGCGCCCGACGAGGGCGGCGACGCGUUGCGGGAGCAGUACCGGCUGCGCGAGCUGGCCGCGAGCCUGCUCGAGAUGAUCGCGCGCAAGUACGGCGCGAGCAACGCGCUGCUGCGGCCCAAGCUGACGCGCACCUGCCUGAAGCACUUCCUCGACCCGACGCGUCCGCCGGCUGUGCUAUUCGGCGCCAUCCGCGGCGUCGCCGCGUCCGGCGGGCCCGAGGCCGUGCGCAUCCUCGUGCUGCCCAACCUCAAGAGCUUCGACGCGGCCGUGCUGCAGCCGCUGCAGGAGAAGGCCGAGGGGCCGCAUGCGCUGGAGCUGGAGAUGCUCCUGGGCGGCAUCAUGAAGGCGGUCGAGAGCAUCGUCCUGGGGGGAGGCAUCGCUGCGGCGAACGGGGUCAACGGGGCCGACCUGUCGAGGGAGGCAGAGCAGGUCACCGAGUUCUUGGGCCCCAUUAUUGGGCAGAGGGUCGCGCGGUUGGGCAACCACGCAUUGAACAGGGCCAUCCUAGAAGUACGGCAUCUGGACUAGUGCUU